ACGCAGCUCUGGGUGAUGGUGAAGAUGGCGGAUGGGGAUAGUGGGAGUGAGCGCGGUGGAAGCAGCGGCGGCGGUGGUGGUGGAGGCGGAGGAGGUGGUGGAAGUAGCGGUUUCCAGCCUUUCCAGAGGGAUCAAGAGACCCAGGAGCUGGCGUCCAAACGCCUUGACAUCCAAAACAAGCGGUUCUAUCUGGACGUGAAGCAGAACUCGAAGGGCAGGUUCAUCAAGAUCGCCGAGGUCGGCGCUGGUGGCUCCAAAAGUCGCUUGACACUUUCUAUGUCAGUCGCGGCGGAGUUUCGGGACUACCUGGGGGAUUUCAUUGAGCACUACGCCCAGCUCGGACCCAGCACCCCGGAGCAGAUCGCCCAGUCAUCUAGCGGCGAGGACGGAGGGCCUAGACGGGCCUUGAAGAGCGAGUUCCUAGUGAGGGAAAACCGCAAAUACUACCUCGAUUUGAAGGAGAACCAGCGGGGGAGGUUCCUCCGUAUCCGUCAGACCGUCAACCGUGGGCCUGGUGGGUUUGGCGUCGGAGGAGGUGUGCCCGGGGGUGGCAUGCAAUCCGGGCAAACCAUUGCCCUUCCUGCUCAGGGUCUCAUCGAGUUCCGCGACGCUCUGGCCAAGCUGAUCGACGACUACGGCGGGGAUGACGAUGAGCUGGUCGGCGGCGGCGGUUGCGCAGGAGGUUACGGGGAGCUUCCCGAGGGCACGUCAAUCACGGUGGACUCCAAGCGGUUCUUCUUUGACGUGGGCUCCAACAAGUACGGGGUGUUUCUGCGGGUGAGCGAGGUGAAGCCCAGUUACAGAAACUCUAUCACGAUACCAUUCAAAGCGUGGAGCAAGUUCGGCGGGGCUUUCUGCCGCUACGCUGAGGAGAUGAAGGAGAUCCAGGAGCGACACCGAGAUAAAGUGUACGAGCGGAGAGGAGGAGAGGAGUCGGAGGGCGACGACAUAGAUGACGACUGACCCGGACGGGUGUUCCGUUGCUGGGGCAACCUCACAGAGCGAGAACCGCGCGCUGGAGUGGAAAGAAUUACCGUGCAUGAAACGAAGAACAUUAAUGCUCUAUGGCGAAUAAAGAUGUUUGACUGAGAAACACUGUCAUGUAUAUGUAAGAGAAUCCUGUUUAAAGCAGUAUAGACGAUGUUUGGCUAGAUAAAUGGAUAUUUCUGCUGGCUGCUCUAUAGGUCUUGUCAUUUUGAAAGUUCUCCCUUUUACAAAAGACACCCCCUCACCCAGAGACUGAGUUAACAAAAGAGUCAACCGAGGCGUUUAGUGUUAGUGUAUCCAGAUAUGAUAAAAAAAAAAAAAUCUCUACUAUAGGUGUUUUCGGUGUUGUACCAUAUGAUGGAGAGCAAACCAGCAUCAUCUGAAUGACGUGGUGUGAAUCUCAUAGUUAGCUCAUUCGGGAAGUGUUCUCUGCAAGUGUGUGUGUGUGUGUGUGUGUGUGUAUAUAUAAAUAUAUAUAUAAGGCUCAGAUCAAACAGUGUAAAAUUUGGAGACCGUUAAAGAGUUCAACUUGUGGGCACACAAUACAGUUCAAGCAACAAUGUACAAACAGUUAAAAUGGUGCUAUAAAACUAAAACCAUGCUCCGCCACCCCGCUCUGACUGUUGAGGUUCAUGCGGGCUGGCGAGUUUUAUUUUGUUUUCCUCCUGUUUCUUUUCAGGGUAGAGCAAAUCACUCUGAUUGUACUAAAUUGGGAAGUGCAUUAGUGCGGAUGCCACUAAAUUUAUCAUUGAUACUGGGUUUGAUUUGGCUCUUUUAAAGGGAAUGAUACUGUAAGCCUGGUAGGCUUUACAUCAGGUCAUGACAAAUUAGAAGUUUUUGAAUUGAAUAUCUGGAGAGCUUUGGUGACAAAACUGGAAAGGAAAUCAAAUGUAGAACAACACCCAUCUGGGUUUAAAUAGAUUUAUUUUUAAAAAAAACAAUAUACAGAUAUAUAUAUAUAUGUAUGUAUAUAUAUAUAUAUAUAUAUAUACACAGAAAUAUAUUUAUACAUAGACGUAUAGAAUCAAUUAUAAAUGCUUCCUGAACAGGCUAUUUAAACAAAUAAAACUCGGAUGCAAUUAUAUAUAGGGGAAUAUUUCUUACUGCUUUUCCAUACAUUUCCUAUAGUCCUUAUAUGGUUGGAAGAGCAUUAAAAAUGACAAAAUUGUAUACAAACUAGACUUGACAAUGUUCUCCGUUUAGUUUUUAUUCCUUUUUUCAACAACCCAAAUGACAAAACAACACUCUUCUUUUAUUUUUUCUCAAACAGUCUCUUUUUCUGCAUAUUAAGUUUUUAGGUGUUACAUUUCUGAGUCUUACUGCAACUUCUCAGCUUCUCUUCUCCUAGAUCUGUCAAAAUGUGUGUGCCUGUUUGCGACUUCUCUCUGUUAUCAUCCUUUUUUUCUUACUACUGUGUGUGGGUGUUAUACAUUUUUAAUUUGAUGAGACAAAAAGGAGUGAUGUCCCUUUCCUGACCGUUUCGAUUUUCAGGCCUUCUUUAACCACAUGAAUUAGCCAUACACACCAUCUGGGAGCCAUAGUAAUUUUUAAGGAACAUUUUUUACUAAUUUCAAUAUCCAUAUAAGUUUUGACCUCAUUCUUGUCUGUACUGUGUUAUGUGAUAAAGGCAGCUGUUCAGUCAAGUGUGUACUGCUGUAAUUCUCCACAAACUUCCUUUGAACAAUAAAAUUAUCUUUGCUGAGAA
This is a messenger RNA of Ctenopharyngodon idella (grass carp), 2692 nucleotides long. It is a transcript of the gene purba, whose product is annotated as purine-rich element binding protein Ba. Gene Ontology annotation, biological process: regulation of transcription by RNA polymerase II. The transcript has a single exon. The record is from RefSeq and is a predicted model, not a curated record. The coding region runs from base 16 to 963 and encodes 315 amino acids. Gene Ontology annotation, cellular component: nucleus. Gene Ontology annotation, molecular function: purine-rich negative regulatory element binding; RNA polymerase II transcription regulatory region sequence-specific DNA binding; DNA-binding transcription factor activity, RNA polymerase II-specific. NCBI's taxonomy places the organism in Eukaryota, Metazoa, Chordata, Actinopteri, Cypriniformes, Xenocyprididae.